This is a messenger RNA of Castor canadensis (American beaver), 2995 nucleotides long. RefSeq names its product DNA ligase 4 (gene Lig4). Gene Ontology annotation, molecular function: DNA ligase (ATP) activity; DNA binding; ATP binding. The record is from RefSeq and is a predicted model, not a curated record. Gene Ontology annotation, cellular component: DNA-dependent protein kinase-DNA ligase 4 complex; DNA ligase IV complex. Gene Ontology annotation, biological process: immunoglobulin V(D)J recombination; double-strand break repair via nonhomologous end joining; nucleotide-excision repair, DNA gap filling. Lineage: Eukaryota; Metazoa; Chordata; Mammalia; Rodentia; Castoridae.
GCAGCUUCCGGUCGGUGGUGGCUCCGCGCUUGUGGUCGAGCGAGAGUUAAACCAGAGGAUUCACCAUCUCUUCUAUGGCUGCCUCACAAACUUCACAAACUGUUGCAUCUCACGUUCCCUUUGCAGAUUUAUGUUCAACUUUAGAACGAAUACAGAAAAGUAAAGGACAUGUAGAAAAAAUUAGACACUUUACAGAAUUUUUAGAUUCUUGGAGAAAAUUUCAUGAUGCCCUUCAUAAGAACCAAAAAGAUGUUACAGACUCUUUUUACCCAGCAAUGAGACUUAUUCUUCCUCAGCUGGAAAGAGAGAGAAUGGCUUAUGGAAUCAAAGAAACUAUGCUUGCUAAGCUUUAUAUUGAAUUGCUUAACUUACCGAGACAAGGAAAAGAUGCCCUUAAGCUCCUGAAUUACAGAACCCCUUCUGCAGUUCACAGUGAUGCGGGAGACUUCGCACUGACUGCAUACUUUGUGUUGAAGCCAAGAUGCUUACAGAAAGGAAGCUUAAGCAUACAGCAGGUAAAUGAACUUUUAGACUCUGUUGCCAGCAAUAAUUCUUCCAAAAGAAAAGACUUAGUAAAGAAGAGCCUUCUACAACUUAUAACUCAGAGUUCAGCCCUUGAGCAAAAGUGGCUCAUACGAAUGAUUUUGAAAGACUUAAAGCUUGGUGUUGGUCAGCAAACUGUAUUUCCUGUUUUUCACAGUGAUGCUACUGAGCUGUAUAGUGUUACCACAGAUCUGGAAAAGGUCUGUAGGCAGCUGCAUGAUCCGUCUGUAGGCCUCAGUGAUAUUUCUAUCACAUUGUUUUCUGCCUUUAGACCAAUGCUCGCCGCCAUAGCAGAUGUUGAGCGCAUUGAAAAGGACAUGAAACACCAGAGUUUCUACAUCGAAACCAAGCUCGAUGGUGAGCGUAUGCAGAUGCACAAAGAUGGGGACGUGUACCAAUACUUCUCCCGAAAUGGAUAUAAUUACACUGAUCAGUUUGGUGCUUCUCCGCAGGAAGGUUCUCUCACCCCAUUCAUUCAUAACGCAUUCAGAACAGAUGUACAAGUCUGUAUCCUUGACGGUGAGAUGAUGGCCUACAACCCAAAUACACAAACAUUUAUGCAGAAGGGGGACAAGUUUGAUAUUAAAAGAAUGGUAGAAGAUUCUGAUUUGCAGACUUGUUACUGUGUUUUUGAUGUAUUGAUGGUUAAUAAUAAAAAGCUAGGACGUGAGACCCUGAGAAAGAGGUACGAGAUUCUUAGUGGUACUUUUAUACCAAUACAAGGUAGAAUGGAAAUAGUGCAGAAAACGCAGGCUCACACUAAGAACGAGGUGGUCGAUGCAUUGAAUGAGGCGAUAGAUAAAAGAGAAGAGGGAAUCAUGGUGAAGCAUCCUCUGUCUAUUUACAAGCCGGACAAAAGAGGUGAAGGAUGGUUAAAAAUCAAACCAGAGUAUGUCAGCGGACUGAUGGAUGAAUUGGACAUCUUAAUUGUGGGCGGCUACUGGGGCAAAGGUUCACGGGGUGGAAUGAUGUCUCAUUUUUUGUGUGCAGUGGCAGAGAAGCCUCCUCCUGGGAAGAGGCCGUCUGUAUUUCACACUCUCUCUCGUGUUGGCUCAGGAUAUACCAUGAAAGAGCUGUAUGAUCUGGGUUUGAAACUGGCCAAACACUGGAAGCCUUUUCAUAAAAAAACUCCACCAAGUAGCAUUAUAUGUGGAACAGAGAAGCCAGAAGUGUACAUCGAACCGUGUAAUUCUGUCAUCGUUCAGGUUAAGGCAGCAGAGAUAGUCCCCAGUGAAAUGUAUAAAACUGGCUGUACAUUGCGUUUUCCACGGAUUAAGAAGGUAAGAGAUGACAAAGAGUGGCAUGAAUGCAUGACUCUGGACGACUUAGAGCAACUUAGGGGAAAGGCAUCUGGAAAGCUUGUGUCAAAACACCUUGAUGUAGGUGGUGAUGAUGAACCUCAAGAAAAAAAGCGGAAAACUGCCCCAAAGAUGAAAAAAGUUAUUGGAAUUAUUGAACACUUAAAAGCACCUAACCUUUCUAACAUAAGCAAAGUCUCUAAUAUAUUUGAAGAUGUUGAGUUUUGUGUCAUGAGUGGAACAGGCAGUCAUACAAAACCUGAGCUGGAGAACAGAAUUGCAGAAUUUGGUGGCUAUAUAGUACAAAAUCCAGGACCAGACACAUACUGUGUUAUUGCAGGGUCUGAGAACAUCAGAGUGAAAAACAUAAUUUCUUCAGAUAAGCAUGAUGUUGUCAAGCCUGAAUGGCUUUUAGAGUGUUUUAAGACCCAAAGUUGUGUGCCAUGGCAACCUCGCUUUAUGAUUCAUAUGUGUCCAUCAACAAAACAGCAUUUUGCCUGUGAAUAUGAUUGCUAUGGUGAUAGUUACUUUGUUGACACGGAUUUGAGCCAACUGAAAGAAGUAUUUUCGGGAAUUAAGAAUUCUAGUGCACAGACUCCUGAAGAAAUGGCCUGUGUGAUUGCUGAUCUAGAGUGUCGGUAUUCUUGGGACCACUUUCCUCUCAGUAUGUUUCGUCAUCACACCGUUUAUUUGGACUUGUAUGCGGUGAUUAAUGAUCCAAGCACCAAAACUAAGGGAGCGAAAUUAACUUUUACAGCCUUGGAGCUUCGGUUUCAUGGAGCAAGAGUAGUUUCUUGUUUAGCUGAGGGGGUGUCUCAUGUAGUCAUUGGAGAGGAUCAGAGUCGUGUUGCAGAUUUUAAAGCUUUUAGAAGAACUCUUAAGAAAAAGUUUAAAAUCGUACAAGAACGUUGGGUAACUGAGUCAAUAGACCGCUGUGAAUUGCAAGAGGAAAAUCAGUAUUUGAUUUAAAGCCAGCUUCCUUAGGGAGGAAAGCCUUAGAUCUGGUGGACUUAUUGCAACAGGUAGUAAUACUGAAGUAUUAAGCCACACCUUAUCUUUGUCUUUUAAAAUCAGUACUUUAAAAAGUGUAACUAGAGAGAGAAAAGCAAUGAUUUUAACUUUUAAAAUAGAAAAGGAACUGAAUGGCCCAAAGC